Neodiprion fabricii is the source of this 4304-nucleotide messenger RNA. RefSeq names its product neuronal calcium sensor 2. Bases 577 to 1137 code for a protein of 186 amino acids. The record is from RefSeq and is a predicted model, not a curated record. Gene Ontology annotation, molecular function: calcium ion binding. The transcript has 8 exons. Lineage: Eukaryota; Metazoa; Arthropoda; Insecta; Hymenoptera; Diprionidae.
GUCGUAAUCUCUGGAUGAGUUUGUGUGUCGCAAAAUGUUUUGAAAUUUCCUUUACGUAAUCGCGGACAACCGGUCGACGUAUCGUGCAUAGAAAUAUCGAGUGGACUCGAGUGGAUGUCCAUCCCUGCGAAUAUCUUCCAAGUCUGAAUGAGCCUCCGUUAGCUUGUGCAUGUUUUACGGAGGAAGUUGCGUGUUUCUGAAAGUACGCGAGGAGAAAUAAAAAAGAAUUCUUCGCUGCACCCUGCAUCGACGCCACGUCGCGGAAAGCGGAGAACGAGGUAAAACAAACGGAAGGAAAAACCAGUGAAAAAGUGUGAUUUCUAACUGUCAAAUCAUUGAUAUUCAUGCGACGAGUUCGAAAGGUGCGUGCGCGUCGUCGCCGGCUUCCGCCUUCACGAUCUACCUGCGCUGUUUGUUGUUUCAUCUGUAAUUCAUCGGUGCCGAUGAUGGUGAAGACGUCGUCGCCUUGCCUCGAAUCCUCGACGAUGCGACAACGGGGUUUGAUAUUUUCGCCGAAAAUGAUACCUGCAUACCUGAUCUGCACAGCGAAGACGAGGCAGUCCGUACGGUUAAAAAAUGGGGUGCUUCGGGAGCAAGGAUAAGCUGAGCAAAGAGGACAUGGAUUUCCUGAAGUCGCACACGCGGUACGACGAAGCCACCAUCAAGGAAUGGUACAAAGGAUUUAAGCAAGACUGUCCAAACGGCAGACUGACUCCGGCCAAGUUCGUCGACAUGUACAAAAUGUUUUUCCCCUCUGGUAAUGCCGAGGAAUUCUGCGACCACGUCUUCCGCACAUUUGACAUGGACAAGAACGGCUACAUCGACUUCAAGGAAUUCCUAUUGGCGAUAGACGUUACAUCUAGCGGGACACCCGAGGAGAAAUUAAAAUGGGCCUUUCGAAUGUACGACGUGGACGGAAAUGGCGUAAUCGACAUCCAGGAGAUGACGAAGAUUGUGCAGGCGAUUUACGACAUGCUCGGCGCAUGUUCGAGCAACAGGCCAGCCGACAGCGCUGAGGAGAGGGCGAAGAAUAUCUUUGCCAAAAUGGACGAGAACAACGACGGACAGCUGACGCAAGAGGAAUUCCUUAAGGGCUGUCUGCAGGACGAAGAACUCUCAAAGAUGCUGGCACCUUAAUCCCUAUUCGCCGGAACAAGAUAAGAUAUAUACAUAUAUACAAUAUGUUGAUUUGCUAAACACGGUCACGUUUCAAUAACAGCGCAUAUGAAACGCUAUAUACAGAAUAUACCUACACUAAUUUACAUUCGUUACGCGGCGUUGAUCUUGAUACAUGUCAGUACGUACACCGUAACGGUCAGAUCUGGAGCGAAAUGCGCUUUCUUUCCGCGUUAUCUGAAACCGGAUGAAUCUUCCGUUCGUCCGUUCAUCUUUAAAAAUGGAAAAAAAAAAAAAAAAUGAAAAGAACAAACAAACAAGAAACUGCCGAUCAAAAAAUAUCAUUCUUUCCUUUGGACGUUUUCAUUAUUCUUCUGUCAUUCAGACUGGGCGUACUGGAAAGAGUCGCGUAUUUUUUGAUUCAAUAAUCGUUUGAUUGGGAUGCGCGAUCGAAACUUGAACGGAAAAUAUGAAGAAAAAGAGGUCUGACCGUCGUUCCGCGCUGAGGACGGAAAUUCAACCGGUAUCAGGCUGCGCUCGCGAUAAUUGCAGUUAUAACAUUACACUCUGAAUCUGAAUAAUUCUCAACACCUAUAUGUCGAUUAUUCGCAAUACACCUAUUAUACAUACGUCGUAUUAUCUUGAUUGAAAGUGCCAUGGAAGAAAUAUACAGAAAUGAAUCGCGCCGCACGGUCCGAUAAUCCAGUCGUCUUUUAUACAUAUAUAGGGGAUCGCAUUUGUCGUGAACCAUGCUUACGCACGUAAAACGAUCACGCACACAUCAUGCAUAUAUAAUAUGUUAUAUAACUAAUAAAUAAUGCCGGCGAAACAAAACGGAGUUCACACGUUGUAUCAUAAGGCUUUGACAAUUACAUCGAUUUUAGUCGGUUAUAAUACAUAGUUAAUCUUAAAUUAUAAAUUAUAAAUUAUACAUAUAUACACGUACACAAACGCGCGCACACACAAAUAUAUAUUAAUUAUAUAAAUAUAUAAGAGAAUUGAGUGGCACAUUCCAUUUAUAGAUUUGCCAACGGAAACCGUAAGCGUACAUAUGACGUGCGUAUGCGGAGAUAAGUAGUAUAAAUUAUACAAUAGCGGGGACGUUAAAUCGAGGGUUUAUUUCGUGGAAAAUAUUCCGCUGAUACAGACGAGGAACGAGAAAGCUGUCUUGGAAAACAUGAAAAUCGAUAAAUCGUAUUUCGCAAGCACGGCCGCGGAUCGAGAAGAGGUGGUGAGCGCAGAAAUUGAGAACAAAUAAUUGCUUGCAAACGGUGAAUUUGCGGCUUGAACGGCUAUUGAUCGAGUGAUGAAAAUGAAGAAAAAAUGAAACGAAGCGAAACUAAUUCCAAAUCGACCCCUCCGACGAUACGUGCACGUACCCAACAACGCUCUGUUCCCAUUACCUUCGCGAAGUAUGCGCGCGGAAUUAAAUUCCGAUCGAUACUACACAUCCCACCUUACACGUACGUAUACGUUGAGCUAUUUUAAAAGAGAAUCGUCUGCCAGGCUUCGUCAUACCUCCGUACCGUGUAUAUAUUUAUAUACAUGCAUAUACAUGGGGUGCAAUUUGUCGGUUUGAUUAUACAGAAAUGCCUGGUUGAAUUCGAACAGCCUCGUCACGUUCUGUACAAGUAUAAUAUUUUGCGCGGAAUAUACCCUCAAAAUUUCUAUAUUGUAUACACCCUGCGAUUUCGGUGGCAAGCAAGAAGCUUCUCGCGCUUGAGUAAAACGAACAAAAAAACAGAAAAGAAAUUUAUUAAAAAAAUUCCUAACCCUUUAUAUUAUCUGAUUGUUAGAUUCAAGAUUUCUCGAGGUUAUUAAUAAAUUUGUUAUUGUACGAAAGAAAGAAAGAAAUAUGUCAGCUGAUUAGGGUUUCAAUAUACCUACGUAUAUAUGCCUAUGCAUAUGCAUACCUACACGUAUGAGCUGUAACAGAUAUAUAUAUAUACCUAUAUGGAAUAUACAUGUAUAUAUAUUUCAAUAAAUGUUCAUAUUACACCGUUGUCAUUUUUAUCUCUGGUUAUACAUAUAUAUAAAUAUAUUAUAUAUAGUUAAAUUUUAAGAUCCAACCCGAUAUAUCAAUAAUAACGAUAUAAUAUGAACAUAUAUAUACCAUACAUUACGCAAAGGUAAUAUACUUACUUUUACGAUAUUUGCACACCGGCUAGCAUUUAUAUAUUAUUAUAUGAUACAAUACGCGAUAAAUGAAUAAUUAAUUCAGUAAUUAAAUAUUACAGUAUAAUUACUCAUCGAAUAACAAUAAUAAUUAUAUGGAAAUAACGUAUAAGAUGCGAUUGCAAGAGAACGUGGUCGAACGAAAUAAAAAAAGAAACCACGUUGAAAAAAAAAAAAAAAAAAUACAAAGCCUGCUGUUCUUUGACACGUAAUGCGUAAGCAACGUUGAAACGUUUGAAACGUUGCCGCGCGGCUGAAGCAGUAAUGUUGAAAAAAAAAAAAGAUAAAGAAAAAGCGAAACACAAUACCCGUUGCUUAUUACUUUUCAUCAAUCUCAUCUUUGCCAUUCCAAUGAUUUAUCGGAAUUGUGAAGAUACGCAAUUCGAGAAAUUUAAUCAUUCGCUUGCACUGGAGUAAUUUAACUCAUUAUCAACGUGGAUACAAAUUUGUUAUUCGUCUCUCGAAAUGGAAAUAAAGAGAUUAAAAAGAAAAUAAAAACUAGAUACAUGCAGCGGUAGCUGCGCGUACACGACGUUCUCUCAAAGCGGUAUCUGAACCGUGGUUUCCUGAAAAACGAAUAUUCAAAUUUAUUCCGAUACCUAAGCGUUGCAUUAUUUAUUUUUUUUUUAAUUUUUCUCCUAGUCGCGAUUUUCCAAUUUUCUUGUCGUGUCCAGCAAUUAGAAAUAUUGGACAAAAAAGUAUCCCUCUACACGCUAUAGCGCUUAAGGUUACCUGCGUAAAUUCUUAGCUAAUCACUUUUACCUAUAUACCUACACGUACACAAAAUCUAGCGAUAUAGGCGUAAGGGGAAUUUCAAAUCUUAAAACGUUAGGUAGUAACUUAAUGAUACGCCUCAUCUGCAGAGUGAUUCGUAUUUAUACCUCUAUAUAAUAUAUACCGUCUGUAAUGAAGUGUGAAGAAACGUAAGCAGACUAUUACAAUAUAAUGUCUACGAAAUUAGUGAUAUAGCAUUCGACCAAUUGCAUGUCUUAAUUAGGAAAAAAUAAUAAAAA